GAUUAUCCAUUAAAAUGAACAGCGUCAAUGGAACGAUGGUGUGAAUGGAAAUUUCUCUCCACAAGAUACAAGAAGACUGUUCCCACCUUAUCGUUUGUCUUUGGUUAAACUUCUGAUCGUCCGAUUACAUUAUACGCGUAAAGAGUCGUUAGUUUAUUGACACAUUAAAAAUAGUUCGAGUAUUUGUAUUUACUUAUGCAAUUCGUUUAAAAUUGCUCGGUAAUAGUACCAUCACGCUUUUACAAUUAUAUUUCAUUCGUUGGCAUUGAAAUCCUUUGUUGAAGAUAACGUAUGUACGUAUAUACAUAUAUGUAUACACGUAUACCCGAUUAUCGUAAGUCAAGUUACAUACUGCAGUGUUUACAUUCGCGGCUCGUCUAUUAAUGUGAUACAAUUGAAUAACCAAAUACUGCAUUCCUCUUAUAAUUAACUAUCACUUAUUCAGUCAACAUGGCAUACGACUAGAAACAAUAAAACGCAAACUGUAAUUCUGAAUCCCGUAAUACACGUUUGACCAUGAUAGUAAUUCUUUAUCAUGAAUGAAAGGUAUAAUAUUUCUCGAUAAACCAACAUCAUAUAUCGCUUCCUAUCUUGCGAUUAGUAUUCACAGUUAGUGGAAUUGAUCCAGUGAUAAUUUAUUGCUUUCAAUAUGAAAUAUGAUACUUCGCCUUGCAAAAAUAAUGCUACCUUUCGGUACGUAAGAGUGAAACACAAAAGAACGCGAUUGAACACAUGUCAGGAUAUCUCCUGUCAAGGUCAGUAUCGAUCGAUAUUAGUUGUUCCAACGAAAUAAUUAAAACAUAUCCAAAUUCGAAAUACACUGACUAGACUGUAGUUGUACAACUACCAAUAUAAGGGAAUACUUUCGACCGCUAAUAGAAUAUGAAUUAAAAGGGUAUUCGUUGUUCAUACAUUUUUUAAAAUACAUUUAUCAAAUUCUGAUUAAAACUACGGGUUAAUCAUCCAAUUGAUAUUGAUCGGAUUCCAAAAUCGACUUGAAGUUCCAAUGUAUUGUAAACUGCACAUUUAUCAGUCGCACGUGAUGCUUUUCGGUAAAAGCUGAUUCGAUAGAUAGUACACGACGAUAACGAAAAUAAGUGGGCUUGUUGCCACAUACGUAGGUACCUACGUAUAAUACAGCGUAUCAUAUUGCAUACAUAUCACCGUAAGAUCCGUAGCCAAGAAUAGAAUUCUAUUGAAUUUAAAAAAUCUCACAGCCUCAAUUGUAGUCGAAAGAGGCCCAAAUUAAAUAUUAAUAUAAAACAAGGUACGUAAGUACAAUUAAUGCUAUUCGAUUAUUUUUGUGAUCAGUACGUCUAUAUCAGUACGUCUUUGCAAUAUAUGUAUCAUAACUUCUACAAAAAUAUUAUCAGAUUUGUUUCAAAUAUACUGGUAUUGUAUAGUAGUUACAACGUUAAAGUUUUAAUAGCGAGCAUUCGAAUACUUUCGCGAGCCAUUGUAGGUACACAAGUUUCAGGGAUUCCCUGUAUAUUUCUCGGUCGUUCGCUCCACUCAAAUAGUAUCAAGUUACAUCGAGGUUCAAGGACGUAAAUUUUCUCGAUUUUACCAAUCCCUUUUUCCGUACGUUGGAAAAAUCCAUGUCAACAACAACAACGUUUCCACGUUGCCAACAGCUACUCUAUUCUGGUGUGUACAUAUUUACCGUUACUACGUUGUGUCGGUGGCACACGUGUUCCACCUGACUUCAAGAAAACUUGUUCGUGCCACCACAAUGCCCUGGAGUCAUCACGAAUUACCUUUUGUAUACAUAUAACGGCAAUGACCAAUCGAAAGUCGAAGUGCAUCCAUACUUUUUAACGGUGUGAACAAGUUUUUUUGAUGCCAGUGUGCGAAGCAUGUCGUUAGAUAGUCAUGCUGCCGUACUCACGAACGUUGAACGUUCGCGUCAAAAUAGUUCAGACGAUCAUGACGAAAGAUCGGCACCUGGCGGAUGGACCAUCGUACUGGUCCUAGCAGGUGUUACCAGUUGCCUUGGAUCAGCAGUGCCAGCAGGAUUUAAUAUAGGAGUAUUAAAUAAUGCGGCCCAUCUAAUAGGACAUUUUUGCAAUGAAAGUAUUAGAGAAAGAUAUGACGUGGACAUUUCCAAAAAUGGUCUAAAAAUAGUAUGGUCUACCAUCGUUUCGAUUUUUCUUAUUGGCGGUGUAACUGGUUCGUUUCUUGCUAGUUGGUUAGCAGAUAGUUACGGGAGAAAAAAGACACUAUGUAUUGGAAACAUAUUUGGAAUUGUAGGGGCUAUAAUGUUUUUUGUAGUGCGUAUAUUGAAUUCAAUUGAACUCCUUUUAGCAGGUCGUUUAAUUGUGGGCCUUUCCGGAGGUAUUGCUACAUGCAUUGUACCAAUGUACAUGGCAGAAUUAGCACCUCUUAGAUUAAGAGGUGCUGUCGGAGUACUCUGUCAACUAGGACUUACGUGCGGAGUGUUUUUAGGGCAAAUUGCAGGACUUAGUACAGUCCUAGGCACGGAGCACUCUUGGCAAAACAUGUUAGGAUCAUUUAUUCCACUAUGCACGUGUGCUUUAAUACUUACAAGUAUCGUUUUACCAGAAAGUCCCAAAUAUUUGUUUAUUAUUAAAAAGCAGAAACAAAAGGCUUUGGAUGAACUCAGUAGGAUACGUAACAUGGAUAUAAUGCUUCUGCAAGCAGAAAUAACAAAUUUGCACGAAGAAUUAGAAAAAGAGGCAACGUUUGAACCUUGGACAAUCAAACGCAUGAUAAAAGAUCGAAGUUUGAGACUCCCUUUAUUUUUAGUUUGUAUAAUACAAUUUGGACAACAAAUGAGUGGUAUAAAUGUCGUAUUUUACUACUCGAACUCCAUAUUCCACGACGCUGGACUUGGCAUCGCUGGGGCACAAUACGCCACUCUUGGAACCGGUGUGGCUAAUAUUGUUAUGGCUCUUGUAUCUGUACCAGUAAUGUCAUCUUUAAACAGGAGAGGUGUCCUACUGACGAGUAAUUAUUUAUGUUUCGGAUGCUUGGUGAUUUUGUGUGCUUCCAUUCUAUCAAACCACCUAUCGUCGUAUAUGUCGCUUCUAUGUAUAAUAACGAUACAGGCUUACGUGAUAUUUUACGGAAUUGGUCUUGGUCCGAUUCCAUACUUCAUUGGAUCCGAAUUAUUCGACGUUGGCCCUAGGCCAAUAGCUAUGGCACUUGGUAGUGUCUUUAAUUGGGGUGGAAAUUUUUUAGUUGGAAUGCUGUUUCCAAUAAUAGAUACCGUAAUAGGAGCAUACACUUUCUUAAUAUUUGCCGGAUUUCUUUUAAUUUUAGGACAAAUUGUUAGGGUAUACUUGCCUGAGACUAGAGGAAAGAGUACAAUGGACAUCGCGGCAUCUGUAAGCCAAGGCUUUAACUCCAGACCAAAUAGAAGUUAAAUUAAAAUCUUUUCUAUCACUUUUUUUAUGUAUAUAUAGGUUUUA
Messenger RNA from Colletes gigas, 3431 nucleotides. Its product is annotated as solute carrier family 2, facilitated glucose transporter member 5-like. The record is from RefSeq and is a predicted model, not a curated record. The transcript has 8 exons. Lineage: Eukaryota; Metazoa; Arthropoda; Insecta; Hymenoptera; Colletidae. Gene Ontology annotation, biological process: monosaccharide transmembrane transport. Gene Ontology annotation, cellular component: membrane. Gene Ontology annotation, molecular function: hexose transmembrane transporter activity. Bases 1857 to 3386 code for a protein of 509 amino acids.